Messenger RNA from Hyaloscypha bicolor E, 1434 nucleotides. RefSeq lists its product as uncharacterized. NCBI's taxonomy places the organism in Eukaryota, Fungi, Ascomycota, Leotiomycetes, Helotiales, Hyaloscyphaceae. Bases 1 to 1434 code for a protein of 477 amino acids. The record is from RefSeq and is a predicted model, not a curated record. The transcript is spliced from 2 exons.
AUGUCCAGACGUCUCGCCGAAGCCACCGAAGAUGCACUGCUCGAAGGCGGAAGAGCAGGACGAAAGGCUGUUGAGGAAGCUGGGUUCUCAGAUGAAUUGAAGAGCAAACUACUGGAAAGGAUCGAAGCCGCCAAAUUUAAAUCGGAGCAUGCAGCAGCCUUCUCGGAAGUUGGGAUGACAUCAAUCGUUGGACGAGAAUCAAGAGACAUUGCCACCGGGCAGGCAUGGACAGGAACAGAAGCUCCUGAAGACGCAGUACUGCGAAUGCUUGACGAUGCUCGAAAGCCGCUGAAGCCUGGUCUGCGGGGUCCAUCCAAGCUUCCAGUUGUUGACCUCAGGCCAAAGGGCCAACCGAAACAACGACCUGGGCAGAGAUUGGCCAAUGCCAGGGACAAGACAUCGAUAUAUACUACCUCGAAGGAUUCAGGUAUGACAGAGAAAGAAAGGGAGGAGAUGCGGAAGGAACUGAAGGAGAGAUUUUCCCCAGGGGCGAGGGCCAUUCCGAAUUCGAUUCGGGGCUUGGCUGCACUGGCGAAUGAGAGGAUUGAGGAUGCAAUUGCACGGGGGCAAUUCAAGAACAUCCCACGAGGGAAAGCUAUUCAAAGAGAUGCCCGAGCCGAUAAUCCUUUUCUUGAUACGACCGAAUACAUCAUGAACAAGAUGAUUCAACGCCAGGAUAUUGUACCGCCAUGGAUCGAGAAGCAACAGGAACUUGUCAAGGCAGCCAAUGUGUUUCGAGCGAGACUGCGAAAUGACUGGAAAAGACAUGCGGCGAGGACGAUUGCCAGUCGAGGUGGAAGCCUCCAAGAACAGAUGGGACUCGCAGAUCGAUAUGCGGAAGCAGAGAAAGUUCACAACCACAAGAGAAAGGCUGUGGAGCAGAUCUCUAUUCCUACAAAUGCCACCAGUGAUCCAGUCAUGGUGAAGAUUACUCAGGAAGCUCCUUCUACGUCCUCUCCUGAGAAGCCAGCGAUCCAGAUAUCUUCGGAGACUAAGAAUGGAGAGGCCACCGUGUUGGAGCCAACAACAGAUACAUCCACACCAAUACUGGAAACCCCAAGAGCACCCCUCCCCGCUCCCUUCCGAAUCCCCACUUGGGAAGCAGCAGAGUUAUCCUACCUUAAGCUCGCCAUCACGAACCUCAACAGCCUCACCAGAUCUUACAACCUCAUGGCCCCCGAGCUUGCCAAGAAACCUUACUUCUCUCUCGAGCGGGAGUUGAAAUCUUGCUAUGCGGAUGCCGCACCCCAACUAGCGGAAGAGAUUAAGGAAAGGGCCACGAGACCAGUGAAGGAACUGGUUGAGAAGAUCGGGCAUACGCCUGGCUCUGUUUUGGAUCGAUUUGCCGGCGAGCGGGCGAAUGUGUAUGACUCGAAAAAGCCACUGUAUGGGUGGAAAGAGUUCUGGAAUGAUUUAUGGGAGAAGCGGGUUUGA